This is a messenger RNA of Drosophila gunungcola (fruit fly), 543 nucleotides long. RefSeq lists its product as uncharacterized. The record is from RefSeq and is a predicted model, not a curated record. The coding region runs from base 5 to 403 and encodes 132 amino acids. The transcript has 3 exons. NCBI's taxonomy places the organism in Eukaryota, Metazoa, Arthropoda, Insecta, Diptera, Drosophilidae.
UGAAAUGGAUACCAUAUUGAUGGUGGAAAAAUCAGAAGUCCCUGGCAUCGCUGUACAAUGUGAACUGCUGUUGCCCAAUGGACAUUUGCAAAGGACCUAUGAAUUCGACAUAAAGGAUAUUGGACUCCGACGUCGCCUUGUUCGCCAAUUUUAUGGAAUACUUAUCCUACAGGUGAUCUGCAGCUUGCCCUGCCUUGAGGUCCUACUGAAACAUAAUUUGCCUUACAAUUAUGUAAUGCCCAUAUCUAUGGUAAUCACCAUGUUCCUCUAUUCCUGUUUUUACAUUUGGCCGGAGUGGAGGAGACGUGCCCCUUACAACUACCUUGUGCUUUUGCUAAGUACAUGCAUCGGAUGCGUCAACAGAAGCGUAUACCUAUUGAAUUUAGUUCAAAAUCAUUGGUAAAUGUCUUUGAUCAGCUUCAACAGAAGAGUCUAUCUAGUAUCGCCUGCCUGUCCGCCUAGUGUCUUAGCUUAAAUCUAUCUCAAUGUAUCCCUGCCAACUUUUGCAUGUAACUUAAAAUAAUGUCGGUCUUACUCAUAUAU